AUUGGCGACAUCUUGUGGCAAGUCCCAGGCGAUCGCAGGGCUUGGCGACAGGCAGCAGCUGGCCUCAGGAGCUCUCUAGCCCGGGAGAAAGCCGCCUGCCAGCAGCAAUGGCAGGCUAGCAUUGUCUUGAUCAGCCCCAAGCUGCAUCGGUUCAGCUCAGCCGAUACCAGCUGCUUUCCCCCGCCGCGCGGGCCGCCUUCCGCCAUGGCUUCGGCGCCACGCACCCUCACCAUCCUCCAUUUCAAUGACUGCUAUGAUAUAGAGGCCAGGCAGCGGGAGCCCGUCGGUGGCGCGGCCCGCAUGGCCGCUAAGAUCAGGACCUUUGGGCCCACCGCCCUGGUCCUCCACUCUGGCGACGUCUUCAACCCCAGCAUGCUGUCAACCAUCACGCAGGGCAAGCAGAUGGUGGAGGUGCUCAACUGCUGCGCCAUCCGGGCCUGCUGCGUGGGCAACCACGACCUCGACUACGGCGUGGAAAACUUCCAGCAGCGCGCCUCCGAGUGCUCCUUCCCCUGGCUGAUGGCCAACGUGCUGGAUGUACAGACGGGCGCCCCCCUGGGCGGCGCUGCCCCUAGUGUGCUGCUGGACUGGCAGGGCAUCAAGGUUGGGCUGGUCGGCCUGGUGGAGCAGGAGUGGCUGACCACGCUGGCCAGCGUGGAUGCGGAUGAGGUGACCUACCUCGAUUUUGUGCAGGAGGGCGAGCGCCUGGCGGCGCAGCUGCGGGAGCAGGGCGCGGAGCUGGUGGUGGCUCUCACCCACAUGCGGCUGCCCAACGACAUGCGCCUGGCCAGGGAGGCCCCCGGCAUCGAUUUGGUGUUGGGAGGGCAUGACCAUGACUGCUUCCUGCUGCGGAGCGAGCCCCACGGCACAGUCGUUGUGAAGAGCGGCACUGACUUCCAAGAUCUGACGGAAAUCAAGGUCACGCUGACACCCGCUGGGGCAGACCCUCUUGACCCUUCGGCGCACGCCGUACCGCCGCCGUCGCCGGGAGCCCACCGCGCCUGCGUGCCCGGGCUGGUGGGCACCCCGGUGGGCUCGCCCAGGGAUGGCGCAGCCAGCCCCCGCGGCGCCACCUCGCCACGGGCAGACGGCGCCGGCGCUGCCGUGCCGGUGGUGCCUGCGCCGGCCGUGGCGGUGUACGAGGCGGCCGCGGAUGCCAGCCUGGCCACCUCGCUGCGCAGCUGCCGGCCGGUGGGGAACAGCCAGCCAGGCGGCGGGCCCACCAUCGCGGUGCGCUGCCUGCGCCACACCAUCACAUCUGAUGUGCCGGAGGAUGCUGAGGUGGCGGCCAUCGUGGAGCGCUACAAGCAGCAGAUGGGGGAGCGAAUGGGUGUGGUGGGUCCGAACAGGGGAGAGCAAUCUGGGCAACUUUGUGUGCGACGUGUGGCGGGAGGCCUGCCGCUGCGACACCGGAUCCACCCAGCUGGGGAGCUGACCCACCGCGAUCUGGUUAGCAUCCUGCCCAUGCUGGAUGAGACUGUGGUGAUCCAGGUCUCAGGCGCCCAGCUGCUGGAGGCGCUAGAGAAUGGAGUGUACGAGUGGCCCAAGCUGGAGGGGCGGUUUCCGCAGGUGUCUGGCAUCCGGUUUGUGUUUGACACGUCUCAGCCGCCGGGCCAGCGCAUCGUGGCAGACAGUGUGAUGGUGGGCGGCGAGCCGCUUGAUCCAGGCUACGAAGCGCUGAUGGGCUCCCAGCUGCUGUGCGACUGCGACUGCACGCCGCUGCUGCCCACCGUCGUCAUGAACCACUUCAUGGUGCUGCGGAUGGCCAACCGCUACAUGGAGAACACGGGGCGGGUGCCCGCCUGGCGGCGAGCGGCCGACCGCCUGCUGAAGAGCAGCGAGCUGUACGCCACGCGCAGCCAGCAGCGGCUGGAGGAGGCGGGUGUGAGCCACAUUGCGCGCAAGCACCCGGCCACGGGGCACUGGGAGGUUGCGCCGGUGCUGGAUGGGCGGAUACGGCGGCUGGGGAGCAGCGACCGCGGGAGCGACGCCAGUGGCUGUGCAGCAGUGUCAUAA
Messenger RNA from Chlorella variabilis, 2016 nucleotides. RefSeq lists its product as hypothetical. The record is from RefSeq and is a predicted model, not a curated record. NCBI's taxonomy places the organism in Eukaryota, Viridiplantae, Chlorophyta, Trebouxiophyceae, Chlorellales, Chlorellaceae. The transcript has 15 exons. The coding region runs from base 205 to 2016 and encodes 603 amino acids. Gene Ontology annotation, molecular function: hydrolase activity. Gene Ontology annotation, biological process: nucleotide catabolic process.